GCGGUAUCAGGCAAAAACCGCACUCUUGGCGCCCUGGGACCUGCUGCCGCCGCCGCUGCUCUGCCUUUUUGUGAUGGAAGCAUCCUUGAACAAUUAUCAAGAUGAACAGCCUCCUUUGCAGACUGAAAAUUUCUGUAGGAAACAUGAAAAGAACAGCAAGUUGUCAGGAGUAAAAAUAGAUAUUGAAAAACUUUACGAAGCAGUGCCACAGCUUGUAAAUGUGUUCAAAAUUAAGGAAAAAAUUGGAGAAGGUACUUUUAGUUCAGUUUAUUUGGCCACAGCCCAGCUACAAGCAGGAUGUGAGGAAAAAAUGGCUUUGAAACACCUAAUUCCAACUAGUCAUCCUCUACGAAUUGCUGCUGAACUUCAGUGCCUUACGAUAGCAGGGGGGCAGGAUAACGUUAUGGGAGUUAAAUACUGCUUUAGAAAAAAUGAUCAUGUAGUUAUCGUUAUGCCAUAUCUGGAACAUGAAUCCUUUUUGGACGUUUUGAACUCUCUCUCUUUUGAAGAAGUACGAGAAUAUAUGUUUAAUCUGUUUAAAGCAUUGAGGCGCAUUCAUCACUUUGGUAUUGUUCACCGUGAUGUCAAGCCCAGUAACUUCCUGUACAACAGGCGGCUGAAAGAGUAUGCCCUAGUAGAUUUUGGUUUGGCACAAGGAACCCUUGAUACGAAAAUAGAACUACUCAGAGUUGCCCAGUCUGAAAGCCAACAGGAAAGUUGCUCACAAAAUAAGCCUCACCUAACUUUGGGAAACAGGGUUUCUGUCAAUGUUACAGCAUCUAGACAGAUAGCUCAACAGUCAGCCUCAAAAACAUCUGAUAAAUGGUGCUGCUCACUUUCACAAAUGCAGAUUAAACAAGGAAAAGGAGGAAAGGAUGGGUCUGCGCACCAUUCUGUCCAGCGCUCUGUCUUUGGAGAGAGAAAUUUUAAUAUCCAUAGCUCCACAUACCAGGAGAGCCCCACAAUAAAACUCAUAAAGCAAUCAAAGGUAAUGGAUGUUGCAUCUAGAAAAUUAGCAACAAAGAAGAAGAUUUCUACAAAAGCAGUGAACAAUGGUGUAGCCAGGAAAGCUGCCAACAGUUGCCCAGCUAUCUUGACCUGUGACUGUUAUGCAACAGAUAGAGUUUGCAGUGUUUGCCUUUCAAGACAUCAGCAAGUUGCUCCUAGGGCAGGUACACCAGGAUUCAGAGCACCAGAGGUGUUAACUAAGUGCCCUACUCAGACUACAGCAAUUGAUAUGUGGUCUGCAGGAAUCAUAUUCCUUUCUUUGCUCAGUGGACGGUAUCCAUUUUACAAAGCAAGUGAUGAUUUAACUGCUUUGGCACAAAUCAUGACUAUUCGUGGAUCCAGAGAAACUAUUCAGGCUGCUAAAACGUUUGGCAAAUCAAUACUGUGUACUAAAGAGGUCCCAGCACAGGAUUUAAGAACACUCUGUGAAAGACUGAGAGGAACAAAUAGCAGCUGUACUAAAACAACAAGUGAUGUGCACACCAACUAUUUUUAUGAACCUGCUUUGGCAGCUGACCCAGACAAAAAAGUAGAGUCUGCUCCCCAACCACCAGGGGAAAAAAUCCAGGCUCUGAAGAACUGUCAUGAAGGUAACAAUGGCUUGGAAAUUAAGAUAACAGAAAAGGCAACUGAUUUGAAAGGAUGGGACAGAGUUCCUGAUGAGGCUUAUGAUCUACUUGAUAAGCUACUGGAUCUCAACCCGGCUACAAGAAUAACUGCAAAAGAGGCUUUGCUGCAUCAUUUUUUUAAAUGAUAGCAGACAGUGAGAAGACACCCGAUUCCAUUAUUUCCUUGAUCUUUGCUUUACAUGAAAAUAUCACACAGUAUUAGUUGAAUUUCAGAUACUCAUUUUGAGUUUGUUUAUUUUCAUGGCAUGUAGUGAUCUGCUUUUCUUGUACUGUAUGGAAGAGGUUUCUGAAAAAUUACCAGAAAUAUGUUUCUGGUGGAGGAAGGUUGGCAUCAUGAAUUGGAAGUAGAAUAUGGAGCAUUUCACCUUUUUUAAAAUCACAAUUUCAAGUCCAUUUCUUGUUACUAGUGAUAGAAACAUCUUCCAAUGGCUGUUCAGUGGCCUAUGUGAAGUGAAUUUAUGGUUGUAGUCCAACUGUAGAAGACGAGUGUUCACAUUACCAAAACCCUUCCUUGCUGACACUCAGAUACCAAAUACUGAAUAAGCAAGACAAGUGACAUACUUCCUCCCCCCUCCCCCACCCACGUCAGGUUAUUGCUGAAGCUCAUUGCUGAGGUGUGGGAAAGGUAGCUGUCUGAUGUACCUGUUCUAUGAGGAAAAGGA
Messenger RNA from Gopherus flavomarginatus (Mexican gopher tortoise), 2299 nucleotides. It is a transcript of the gene CDC7, whose product is annotated as cell division cycle 7. Lineage: Eukaryota; Metazoa; Chordata; Testudines; Testudinidae. Gene Ontology annotation, molecular function: protein serine/threonine kinase activity; ATP binding. Gene Ontology annotation, biological process: mitotic DNA damage checkpoint signaling; protein phosphorylation. Bases 74 to 1762 code for a protein of 562 amino acids. The record is from RefSeq and is a predicted model, not a curated record. Gene Ontology annotation, cellular component: nucleus. The transcript is spliced from 12 exons.